Malaya genurostris is the source of this 2230-nucleotide messenger RNA. It is a transcript of the gene Nsun5, whose product is annotated as 28S rRNA (cytosine-C(5))-methyltransferase. The record is from RefSeq and is a predicted model, not a curated record. Gene Ontology annotation, molecular function: methyltransferase activity. The transcript has 4 exons. Gene Ontology annotation, biological process: rRNA base methylation. NCBI's taxonomy places the organism in Eukaryota, Metazoa, Arthropoda, Insecta, Diptera, Culicidae. The coding region runs from base 176 to 2140 and encodes 654 amino acids. Gene Ontology annotation, cellular component: nucleolus.
UCAAUCAAUAUUUUUUAUUCCAUUUUUUCUGGUUAGCGCGCCAUGUUUAUAAAAUAUUUCAAUGAUAAUCCUUGAAAACUUUGCAUGAUUAUUUGUUUAAUUCGUGUUUCGACGUGCCAAGUAGUAUAUAAUUGGCGAUAACAGUUCGAGCGGAUUAUUUUGGACAAAGCGUGCCAUGGUAGCGCAAACGAGCACGGAACCCACUAGUGGGAAUCAACAGAACCAACGACGUCAUUCAAUACCGGUUCCCACAAACUAUCGUAGUGCUGCGAAAAUCCUUCGACUGGUUGUUGAAGAGCGACGUAACGUCAAAUCGUUGGUCCUCGAGGACAAGCACCUGCGAAAGGGCAAAGGCCUUGCUAUCAUGGAUCUAAUUUUGGUUAAUCUGAAACAGAUUGAUGAUCUGAUAGCCCGAACGGAACUAAUGCAAAAGAAACCCAAACUAAGUCCUUGGUUAGCAAAAGUUUUGAUUGCGGAACUAAUUUUCGGUCGGGGUGAACUAAACGGCGAGUCUCUGCCGGUACAAUGCGUGCGACGGUAUAAGGAAGCUUUACAGGAUGCAUUAAGCAAAUCCGACGUGGCUCCAGCAAAGUUACUGGAUUUCAAAGAACCUCGUUAUGUUCGCAUUAAUACCAGCGUACUGGCGCAGCCGGGUGCCAUCCGGCUGCUGCAGGAAGAAGGAUGGAUCUUGGUUGACGAAGAGUUUCCGAGCUAUGCGAGUUUUCUGGACCGGGUUAAAAACUUGAACGAUUCUGAAUUUUUAGUGGACUUUCAUUUCAAGGAAGUUCUGGUGUUUCCCAACAGUGCCAAAAACUAUUGGGCGAGAGCAACAGAGCUAAAGCAGAAAUUUGUUCUGCAAAAUAAAGCUUGUGUUCUUCCAACAUACCUACUGAGUCCGGUCAAAAAGAGUGUUGUCUUGGAUAUGUGUGCCGCUCCGGGAUUGAAAACUACGCAUCUUGCCAAUCUGAUGAAAAACAAAGGCCGUAUCUAUGCGAUCGAACGCGAUGCCAAUCGGUAUAAGGUGCUGUGUGAUUAUUCCGCUGAAUUCGGUGUGAUUAAAACGAUUCACGAUGACUGUCUACAGAUUGGUGACGAACAAGCACCGGGCGUGGAGUACAUUCUGAUCGAUCCUAGCUGUUCCGGAUCCGGUAUGGUGGAUCGGCUGAAACUGAAUGAAGAAAUCGAUAAGCAAAGACUGUACAAACUGGGCGGACUGCAGUACAAACUGCUGUGCCACGCGAUGAAUGCCUUUCCGGCAGCCAAAAGGAUCGUCUAUUCGACCUGCUCGGUAUAUCCGGAAGAGAACGAAGAGAUUGUGCAGAGUGCACUGAAGCACAACGGUCACUUUAAACUGGUCGAUGCGAGAGCCAUGCUCGACAAGGAAUGGUUGAACUUUGGUUCGCCGGAUUACGCUGGCGUUGGCGAGAAAUGUUUGUAUGCACGUCCUGAAACUGACCUAACCAUAGGAAUGUUCGUAGCCGUGUUUGAGAGAUGCGACGAAAAUGAGUACAACGAAAUAUUCUUAGCUCACGAGAAACAGAAGGAAAGUUACGAAAAGCUCUCUAAGAUAGGCCAAUUUGAGUUUGGUCGGACGAAAAAGGCGAAAAAAAGAAAGCUUGAAGCGAGCACAUCUACCGAAAUGACUCAGGACUCUGAAAGACAAGAGGAGCUAUGCGAAGAAACCCCAGCAGAUGGUGAAGGUCAGGUUCUGGAGAAGAAAAAGAAGAAAAAAUCUAAAAAGAAGGAUGUUGAAGAAUUGGCUACAGAAGUUUUUGUAAAAACUCCACUUCUCCAAGAUGAACAAGUGCCACCAAAGAAAAAGAAAAAAUCUAAAAAAAUUAGCGACGAUGAAGCACAGCUUACUUUGACAGCGGUAAUCGUCGAAAACGGAAACGGUGUUGACAUUAAGGAUAAGGAUAAGAAAAAACAUAAAAUUAAAUCAAUUAUCGAUGAAUCAGGAAAUCCUGAAGAAAACUCACCCCUCGAUGAAGAAAGUGUGGUUGAGAAAAAGAAGAAGAAAAGUAAACAUCGAGAACAGGAAGAACUUUCCCUGGCGGAAGAAGUGAAAGAAUUGUCUCCUACAGUGGACGAUAUUUCAAAAUCCAAAAAGAAAAAGAAAAAAGACAAAGUCAAAGAUUGAAUCAGUUUUUCAACUAUAAAAAUGCCACAUAGAGGUAUGCCUUCUUUCUUUCCGAGCUCUGAAUAAAGAUCUUUAAGCUUGUUGUAUCAA